Molecule: messenger RNA, 1086 nt
Organism: Drosophila kikkawai
Lineage: Eukaryota; Metazoa; Arthropoda; Insecta; Diptera; Drosophilidae
Product: phospholipase A1
Biological process (GO): lipid catabolic process
Molecular function (GO): lipase activity
Source: RefSeq, a predicted model, not a curated record
UUUGGCGCAAUGAUGAAACUGAUUUUGGCUUUGGCUCUCUGCGUCCUAGCGGUUAACGCCGUCGAGAUUCGUGAGAACGGUGAGAAUGGCUGGUAUGUGCCCAAGGCCGAUGGCAGCAUGGAGUGGAUGGACCGUGAUGUGGCCGAGGCCUUUUUGGAGGACCAAAGCAGCAUGGAGGGACGCAACGUCCUGAACCCCGUGACCUUCUACCUGUACACCCAGUCGAACCGCAACGAUCCCCAGGUGAUCACUGCCUCGACCUCCUCGAUCUCAGGCUCCCACUUCAACCCCAACAACCCCACCCGUAUCACCAUCCACGGCUGGUCCUCCAGCAAGGAUGAGUUCAUCAACUACGGUGUUCGCGAUGCCUGGUUCACCCACGGAAACAUGAACAUGAUUGCCGUCGACUGGGGACGUGCCCGUUCCGUGGACUAUGCCUCCUCCGUGGUGGCUGUUCCCGGUGUCGGAGAGCAGGUCGCCGCCCUGAUUAACCAUCUGCGCACCAACCACGGCUUGAACCUGGAUAACACCAUGAUUAUUGGUCACAGCCUGGGCGCCCAUGUCUCUGGCUAUGCCGGCAAGAACGUGAAGAAUGGACAGGUGCACACCAUCAUCGGUCUGGACCCUGCCCUCCCCCUCUUCAGCUACGAUACCCCCAACAAGCGCCUUAGCUCCACCGAUGCCUACUACGUGGAGUCCAUCCAGACCAACGGCGGAACUCUGGGAUUCCUGAAGCCCAUCGGCAAGGGAGCCUUCUACCCGAACGGCGGCAAGAGCCAGCCCGGCUGCGGCGUCGACCUGACCGGAUCCUGCGCCCACAGCCGAUCGGUGAUCUACUACGCCGAGGCCGUUACCGAGAACAACUUCCCCACUAUGAGGUGCGGCGACUACGAGUCGGCGGUGUCCAAGGAGUGCGGCAGCUCUUACAGCACCGUCAAGAUGGGAGCCACCACCAAUGCCUACAUGGUGGCCGGCGACUACUACGUUCCCGUCCGCAGCGAUGCUCCCUAUGGCAUGGGCAACUAAGAUCCCUUACGCUUUUUAAUCUAAUAAAUUGAGUGAAAGCUCUGUGAGCGAAAGCAGUAA